Messenger RNA from Corticium candelabrum, 827 nucleotides. Its product is annotated as acyl-protein thioesterase 2-like. Lineage: Eukaryota; Metazoa; Porifera; Homoscleromorpha; Homosclerophorida; Plakinidae. Bases 78 to 743 code for a protein of 221 amino acids. The record is from RefSeq and is a predicted model, not a curated record. The transcript has 9 exons. Gene Ontology annotation, biological process: protein depalmitoylation. Gene Ontology annotation, molecular function: carboxylic ester hydrolase activity; palmitoyl-(protein) hydrolase activity. Gene Ontology annotation, cellular component: cytoplasm.
CUCUGGAUGGGUUAUAUCUGCUAGCAACGUUGUUCUUAGUCGUUUUGUGUUACAGCUACGCGUUUGGAAAUCAGAGAAUGUCUUGGAAACUGGUGACGGUGGAGGCUAAAGCCAAGCACACUGCUACAGUUGUUUUCCUUCAUGGUCUAGGAGAUACAGGACAUGGCUGGAGCUCAAAUUUGGAGGCCAUUCUUGAUCCACAUGUCAAACUUAUCUGUCCUACAGCCAACAACAUGCCUGUUUCCAUCAACUUUGGAAUGAGAAUGCCAUCAUGGUUUGAUAUUUUUGGAUUGUCAGACGAUGCAAAGGAAGAUACUGCUGGAGUCCACAGAGCAGCAAAAGAGUUGCAAGCAUUGAUUGAAAAUGAAGUUAAAAGUGGCAUUCCAAGCAGCAGAAUUAUAUUAGGUGGGUUUUCCCAAGGUGGAGCCCUUUCUCUUUACACAGCUCUAACAAUGGACCUGCCACUCAGUGGAGUGCUGGCACUGAGUUCAUGGCUUCCUCUCCAUAAGGAGCUGCCAGGAGCAGUGAAAGGAAACCAACAUGUUCCAAUGCUGCAGUGCCAUGGUGAUGCUGAUUUUGUUGUCCCAUUUAUGUGGGGGCAAAAGACGGCCGAGUUUCUCUCAGCAAUGAAUCCCAAUCAUAAGUUCAAGACAUAUCGCGGUCUUCAACAUUCGUCAAGCCCUGAGGAAUUGGAAGAGGUUCGAGCAUUCAUCAAGCAGCAUCUUCCUUCGGACAGCAAAUGACUAGAUGUAGAAAGCAAACUCUGACUUGCUUGACUUUGUGCUUUUAUUGUAAUAUUAAUUAAAUAAAGUAACAAUCACUGCACA